This is a messenger RNA of Chenopodium quinoa (quinoa), 2409 nucleotides long. RefSeq lists its product as uncharacterized. The transcript is spliced from 5 exons. The coding region runs from base 1 to 2409 and encodes 802 amino acids. The record is from RefSeq and is a predicted model, not a curated record. NCBI's taxonomy places the organism in Eukaryota, Viridiplantae, Streptophyta, Magnoliopsida, Caryophyllales, Amaranthaceae.
AUGAAGAGAAAACAUACUCCAAAUGAAAUGCAAAACAUUACUAGCUUCUUUGCUAAAAAGAAUCCUACUCCAACUUCUCUUCCACAUCCAACACAAAAUGAACAAACUAUAACUCCACCUCAAGAAAGUGAGCAACUUUCAUCUCCAUCUCAUUAUUCAACUCAAAAUUCCCCUCAAAAUGAACAAGGCCAAUGUUCUCCUAAUGCCCCAAUCUUUGGAGAAAGAUUAAGUGAACAUGAAUUUGCUAAUCUUCCACAAGAUCCAGGAAAGAGGAGAAAAAUGAGUCAAUUUCAUAAAGAUGAUAGAGAUUUAGUGAGAAGAGUUUACAUUCAAAGAAAGCCUUGUCAGCCCAAAGACUUUACAUUUCCUCAAACUUCUAUUUUUGGCAAAAAUCGUCGCUUUUGUGCUAAGUGGUUUGAUACUUGGACCUGGCUUGAGUAUAGUGUGGAAAAGGAUGCUGCCUAUUGUUUCCCUUGUUAUCUAUUCAAGGAUGAAAAUGCCUUUGGAGGUGAUGCUUUUGUUAGUGAUGGUUUCAAAUCAUGGAAUCGAUCGGAUUUAAUAAGAAAACAUGUCGGUAAACACUUGAGUGCACAUAAUAAUGCUGUUUUAGCUAUGGAUUUGUUCAAGAAACAAAAUUCAAGCAUCACACAAGCCUUAACAAAACAAACCGCUGAGAGUACAAAUGCAUAUAGGACGCGACUUGAAGCUUCAAUUGAAUCUAUCCAAUGGCUUUUACUCCAAGGGUUGCCUUUCCGUGGUCAUGAUGAAAAAGAAAGUUCCUUAAGAAGAGUCCAAAAAGAUAUCAUAAAUGCAUGUGCAAAAGAGACCACUAAAGCAAUGCUUGAAGAUAUUGAUGGUGGUUUAUUUUCUAUUCUUGCUGAUGAGUCCGCUGAUGUUUCUGACAAGGAACAAUUGGCUCUUUGUUUGAGAUAUGUUAAUAGAAAGGGAGAAGUGUGUGAGCGUUUACUUGGUAUUGUGCAUGUUGUAAACACUGCUUCUUUGACUCUCAAAACUGCUAUUGAAUCCUUAUUAAUGGAGCAUUCUUUGUCUUUCUCUCAAGUACGGGUCAGGGUUAUGAUGGGGCAAUUGCACUUGCUAAAAAGAAUUCAGAUUUGUGCUUGGUUAUUUGUUGAUGUACUUGCACCUCUCUUGAAUUUUGUGGGGGGUUCACCAAAAAGGAAAGAGUUUCUUCGUGAAAAUCAAGCUCAAAGAGUGGUGGAUGCAUUGUCUCUAGGUGAACUUGAGACGGGUUCAGGUUUAAAUCAAGAACGUGGAUUAGGUAGACCUUGUGAUACUCGUUGGGGAUCUCACUUCAAGACAAUCUUGAAUGUACUUGAUUUAUUCCCUGUAAUCCUUGGUUCUCUUGAGGAUAUUGCAAAAGUAUCUGAUACAAUAGAUUCUAAUAGAGCUCAAACACUUACAAAUCUUCUGAUGUCCUUUGAUUUUGUGUUCGUGGCACACUUGAUGGUUAGUAUAUUUGCGAUAACAAAUGCUUUGAAUGUGGCCUUACAAAAGCACGAUCAAGACAUUGUGAAUGCAAUGGCCAUGGUUAAUGUAACCAAGACUAAUUUGCAAAAAAUGAGAGAUGAAGGAUGGGAUUCUCAUAUGGAAAAGGUAAUUUCUUUUAUUGGUGACUAUGACAUUGCAGUUCCAGAUAUGGAGGCUAAAUAUGUUGUUCCCGGGAGGAGGUUGUUUAGAGGUAAAUGCCCACAAGUGUCUAAUCUACAUCAUUUUCGAGUUGAAGUUUUUUUUGGUGUCAUUGAUCUUCAAUUGCAAGAACUUGAAAAUCGAUUUCCCGAAAUAACUAAAGAACUACUUGUGUGUAUGUCUUGUUUGAGUCCUGUGGAUCGUUUUUCUAAGUUUCAUAAGGAAAAAUUGAUUAAGCUUGCAAAAUUCUAUCCUAAUGAAUUUCCAAGUUCAGAAUUGAUAGUCUUUGGUCAUACACUUGAUAGUUACAUUUGUUCUGUUAGAGGAGAUGAAAGGUUUUGGAAUUUGAAGGGUCUUAGUGAUCUUUCAAUCAAAUUGGUUGAAACGGGAUUGUCUGAAACUCAUGAUAGGGUCUAUUUACUUUUGAAGUUGGUGUUGCUUCUUCCUGUCGCAACGACAAGUGUGGAAAGAGUAUUUUCUGGCAUGAAGCAAAAUAUUUUAAUGGAUCCAAACAACCCAAAUUUCCGUCAACAACUUUCGGGUUUUAGUGAUGAUUUCCUAACUAAUCCCGAGUUUCAGUUGUUCUUGCAAAGAAUGGGCAAUAUGUCGACGCAACCACCUCCACUGCAUCAGACACCCACUGAGGUUCCCCAACAAAACCCUGCUAAUGAAGAUCGUACACCUGAAACUGAUCUUGAAUGCUUUACCUUUGUGUCAUUGAUACCGACAUUAUUGCACUCAAGACUUGUCACUGUCAACUAG